Messenger RNA from Vitis vinifera (wine grape), 1479 nucleotides. Its product is annotated as TMV resistance protein N-like. Gene Ontology annotation, molecular function: protein binding. Bases 1 to 1479 code for a protein of 492 amino acids. The record is from RefSeq and is a predicted model, not a curated record. The transcript has a single exon. NCBI's taxonomy places the organism in Eukaryota, Viridiplantae, Streptophyta, Magnoliopsida, Vitales, Vitaceae.
AUGGACAAUUUGAAAGAGCUUCUUUUAGAUGGGACACCUAUCGAAGUGCUACCCUUGUCAAUUGAACGUCUCAAAGGCCUCAUUUUAUUGAAUCUGAGGAAAUGCAAAAACCUUGUGAGUCUUUCAAACGGCAUGUGUAAUUUGACAUCUCUUGAAACACUCAUUGUCUCUGGUUGUUCACAAUUAAACAAUUUGCCGAGGAACCUUGGGAGCCUGCAACGUCUAGCACAGCUCCAUGCAGAUGGAACUGCUAUAGCACAACCUCCUGACUCAAUUGUUCUUUUGAGAAACCUGCAAGUAUUGAUCUAUCCUGGAUGUAAAAUAUUAGCACCUAACUCAUUGGGUUCGCUCUUUUCAUUCUGGUUAUUGCAUGGAAACAGUUCAAAUGGGAUUGGUUUGCGCCUGCCUUCUAGUUUUUCUAGUUUCAGGUCCUUAUCAAAUUUAGACAUAAGUGACUGCAAACUAAUAGAAGGAGCAAUCCCCAACGGUAUUUGCUCCUUAAUCUCAUUGAAGAAAUUAGAUCUAAGCCGGAACAAUUUUCUAAGCAUACCUGCUGGCAUCAGUGAACUUACAAACCUAAAAGACCUUCGAUUGGGGCAAUGCCAGAGUCUCACAGGAAUUCCGGAGCUUCCACCAAGUGUCCGAGACAUAGAUGCACACAAUUGCACAGCUCUUUUGCCAGGUUCAUCAAGUGUAAGCACAUUGCAAGGGCUACAGUUCCUAUUCUAUAAUUGCUCCAAACCAGUUGAGGACCAAUCCAGUGAUGAUAAGAGGACAGAAUUACAAAUAUUUCCACAUAUUUAUGUGUCUUCCACUGCUUCUGAGUCCUCUGUGACUACUUCACCUGUUAUGAUGCAGAAAUUGCUUGAAAAUAUUGCAUUUAGUAUUGUUUUUCCUGGCACUGGGAUUCCUGAUUGGAUCUGGCAUCAGAAUGUGGGCUCUUCUAUAAAAAUUCAGCUACCUACAGAUUGGUAUAGUGAUGACUUCUUGGGAUUUGCUCUCUGCUCUGUUCUUGAACAUCUUCCUGAGAGAAUUAUAUGCCAUUUGAAUUCUGAUGUUUUUGAUUAUGGAGACCUGAAAGACUUCGGCCAUGAUUUCCAUUGGACAGGCAACAUUGUUGGGUCAGAACAUGUCUGGCUGGGUUAUCAACCAUGUUCCCAGUUGAGGUUGUUUCAAUUCAAUGACCCCAAUGAGUGGAAUCACAUUGAGAUUUCUUUUGAAGCAGCCCACAGAUUCAACUCAAGUGCAUCCAAUGUCGUGAAGAAGUGUGGCGUAUGUCUUAUAUAUGCAGAAGAUCUUGAAGGAAUCCGUCCACAAAAUAGAAAACAGCUUAAGAGUAGUGGAUGUAAUGUAGUCGAGAGAAGCAGUGACAGAGCAGGACUCAAUCGUAGUGGAAUGGAAUCUAGUUCUAGUGGCAGCAGACAUGGACCCACCAAUGAUCCCACGCUCAAGCUCAAGCGCAAACGUCCUCAAGAAUGA